UUAGGUGAAGGAAAGCGCCAGAAGAGAAUUGGCUCCCGAGCGACGAGUCGCAGCUGUACGAGGCGUGUACGUAUAUCACCUGUCAUCCACUUCCGUAUAUCCAACUCUUCCCUCAAAUCGCGCUCAACUCGACCCAACAUGGCGCCGACGAAGCAUUCCGCAGUUCUAGUCGCUUCGACUCCGCCGAAACAUAGCGAAUACGGCUCUAUGCUUACUAGCUUGAAGUCUUCUAUACUCAACACCAAGGCCAAGCUCGGCGCACUACGACCUCAAGGCCAGCCAAAGGUCACCAAGACAAUCAACAAUAGCAAGGCAAUCACCGCGCGAGAGCGUCGAAAGCAAGCUAUUGAGCGGCAUUCCAAAGUCGAAGCCGAGCAGCAGAAGGAUAGCGAACUUUUCAAACCGGAGAUAGCCACUGUACCUUCACUAGCAAGCCAUCCACACCCAUCGCUAUCAGCUCACGACUUCGAAGUGGGCGGCACCCUUGGCCGCGGCAAAUUCGGUCGCGUAUAUCUGGCGCGCCACCUCUCUACAAACUACGUCUGCGCACUCAAAAUACUCUCCAAAUCGCAAUGCAUCAACCAGGAAGAGGAGAAGCUGAUCCGCCGCGAGCUGGAAAUCCAUCAAAAUCUCGCACACAAAAAUAUACUGAAGUUUCUAUCGUGGUUCCAUGAUGAAGAAAAGAUAUACCUGGUCUUGGAGUACGCGGCUGGCGGGAGCUUGUAUUCCAAGCUGACCAAGCAGCCGAAGGGGAGGUUUGACGAGCGUACCACGGCGCAGUACAUCGCUCAGAUGGCCGAAGCCCUCCGCUACAUGCACAGCAAGAACAUCAUGCACCGCGAUAUCAAGCCCGAGAACAUCCUCCUCGGUUUCCACAACGAGAUCAAGCUCGCAGAUUUUGGGUAUAGUGUGCACUCCGACUCGGGCUUUCGCUCCACCGUAUGCGGGACAUUGGACUACCUAAGCCCAGAGGUCGCCGUCAUGCUUUUGAAGCCUGGGAAGACGCGAGAGUACUACUCGAAGGCGAUCGACCAGUGGAGUCUCGGAGUCCUUACGUACGAGUUGCUGGUGGGGAAGCCACCGUUUGAGCAGAAGAGCUCGAAGGCGACGCAGAAGAAGAUUGCGAAUUUCAAGGGUAACGGGUUGAAGUUUCCGGGACAUGUGUCCAAGGGCGCGGAAGACCUGAUUCAAGAAUUACUCAAUUUGGAUGCCGAGAAGCGUAUGUCGCUCGACGAUGUACUAGUACACGCAUGGAUCGUUCGACAUACCGAGAAGUCUGCGCAGUCAGGAAUCCGGUCCUUCAGCCACAUGCUCGAGCAGGCUACGUGAAAUCCAUCCCACCAAGUGUUCCGUUGGGUUUGGUUCAGCUCAAGCGGAUUCUCGGGAGAGUAAAGCGGGGCUUAUAGACUCCUAAGAGUGUAAGUGGAUGUUACGGAGUUAGUGCGCAUAGUGGCAUCCAGGGGUUAGGUAAAUGGACCAGUUGCUUGGUAGGUAGAAGCUAGCCAGAUUAUUCGGGGAGUUAGCGAUCUACAGUCAGCACUUACGCACUCAAUAGUCGUCAGCAUUGUUCGCUUUUAUCAUCCCGCAGGUCAUCCUUACCUACCAGGACUUUGACAGAGCCAAGUUUACUUAGUAUGAAUCUUAUCUUCUCCAUGCUGUAACCACUGUUUUACUUCAUGGGUCGCAUUUGAUUUGUUUAUGAACCUGGUUCAUAUGGGGAAAUGAUAGCUAAAUUACAAGAUCGGUCACAGUGAAGGGAUUUUUACAU
Messenger RNA from Cucurbitaria berberidis CBS 394.84, 1768 nucleotides. RefSeq names its product Pkinase-domain-containing protein. Gene Ontology annotation, biological process: mitotic spindle organization; regulation of cytokinesis; protein phosphorylation. NCBI's taxonomy places the organism in Eukaryota, Fungi, Ascomycota, Dothideomycetes, Pleosporales, Cucurbitariaceae. Gene Ontology annotation, molecular function: protein kinase activity; ATP binding. The transcript has 3 exons. The record is from RefSeq and is a predicted model, not a curated record. The coding region runs from base 139 to 1329 and encodes 396 amino acids. Gene Ontology annotation, cellular component: spindle pole centrosome; chromosome passenger complex; spindle microtubule.